Molecule: messenger RNA, 2331 nt
Organism: Populus nigra (black poplar)
Lineage: Eukaryota; Viridiplantae; Streptophyta; Magnoliopsida; Malpighiales; Salicaceae
Exons: 11
Coding region: 175-1278 (367 amino acids)
Cellular component (GO): nucleus
Molecular function (GO): protein binding; promoter-specific chromatin binding
Source: RefSeq, a predicted model, not a curated record
UAUCCGUCAGCUUGAAUCCAUCGCAUGCACCGAUUGGCGGCUUUCCCUUCCUUAUAAACUCAGCGGAUUAGCGCGCGCGCUCUCUCUCUCCACAGCUAAAUAUUACGACUUGUGCGUACCGCUGUCUCACACAUUCCUCUACUCUAAUGAAGAGUACAUCGGAAUCUCAAUAAAAUGGCGGAGCCAAUAGAUAACAACAACAGCAACAGCAACAAAGAAAUAAACAACGGCAUUCGCCGUCUCCUUCUCUUUAGAAAAGCUCACUCCGGUGUUCAUCGCCGUCUUGAUUGGAGAUGCAAUGGAAAAGGGUAUGUGAGCUUUCGUAAUUACAUUCGCAGGCCAAGAAAUUGGGACAGUUUGCCAAGCCACCAAAGCACUCCGGGAAACAGUGGACGAUGGCUUCAAUCUACGAGUCCACUCUCCCAUUUGUUCGAGGUGGACAGCUGGACUUCCAGCCAGAACCUGCGAAGUAUCAGUCCAUCUUCUACUCGCAGAACAAGUUUCAGUUCAACUGCAAGUGAUAAUGAUUCCCUAUGUUGCCAAGGGGUUGAGCCUGCGUAUUCUUUUGUAGGAAUGCAUUGCAUCUUUGAUCAAUGCAAAGCUGCUGAUGGAACGUUGACAGUGUGCAGUGUCUCGGAACCACCUUCAGUCAUAAAACAAUUAGAGGGCCAUUCUAAAGAUGUCACAGACUUCAACUUCUCAUCCAACAAUCAGUACAUUGCAUCAGCAUCCAUGGAUAAAACUGUGAGAGUAUGGGAGUUGUCAAAAGUGAUUUGCAUUCGAGUAAUAUAUGGAAUCUCUUCACAGUUGUGUAUUCGUUUUCAUCUUGUAAAUAACGACUUUCUCUCAGUUGGCAAUACAAACAGAGAAAUUACUGUAUUUAAUUUCAGCACUGGCAGGAUUAUUAAUAAAUUGGUGCUUGAUGAUAAGGUUACUGCUUUGGACCAUGAUCACACUGGUCACCUCAUUUUCAGUGGGGAUGCACAGGGAUGUGUACUCGACAAGCAUGGACCCACACACAGGUGCGUUGUUUCAGUCUCAUCGCUUCGAAGUAGUGCCGAGAGCAGAUAUCAAGUUACAACUGUAUGGUACCGGAGUUUCUCUCUGCUAGCUGGAGGCCCAGUGUUGCUGACCUGUACUCAAGAUGGAAGUUUUUCUUUCUUUAGUGGCUCACUCAAAUUGGCUCCUCGAGUACAUAGCAUCUGGGCUUCUUUCUGUCCCCUGCUUUCCCUUGAAAAAGGAGAGUACAUAGGUUUGUAUUUUAUUACAGCAAUUUAGGUUCUGAUAUUUGGUCACUUAUUAUUGGUACAUAUGAACUUAGAAUACAACUAAAAAGCUUAUGUAAAAACAUGUUCACUUGUGCAAUUUUUUCUUAGAUAAUUUCAUAAUAUUCAAGUGUGUGUUGGAAAAUUAGUUGUGGCAUGAAAUGUAAUGUAUUUGUAGGUCAUCGUAUACUGGAUUAGUAAGUUUGUUGUCACCUUCUACACAACUUUUAUGUCUUGUGCAACUAUCCCACAGCCUCCAUGCUCCUUUCCCAACUUUCCUACAGCCCCUGAGAUUUUCUGCAACAGUUUUUCCAACCACUGCACCUUCUUACACUACAUUUUUCAGAGAGAAUCAAAAUAAAGGGUGAGGGUUGAUUGGGAAGCGUAAAAGCUCCAUUAAAACUGCAAGGUUUUGGUCUAGAACUGAGUGUUCACAUAUCCUACAAUAGAAUCUUAAAUUUGACCCAAUCUGGGAACAGUAAUAACCGUUUUAUCUUUGCUGAAGUGCUUUUUUUGUAACAUGAAGUUGCCUGAAGUGAGGAUUCAAACGUAUACUUCUACGACCUAACUCGGCCAAGGCAUACAAGCGUCAACAAGCUACAGGGUCAUAGCUUUCCAGUUGGUGAUGUUGCGUGGAACCACGGGGAGAAUUUGCUGGCUACAUCUGAUAUUUAUGGCAUCGUUAUUUUAUGGAAGAGAGAAAAGACAAGACAGGUAUAAGCGGAAACAAUUCAUUCACGCACUCCAGGAGUAAGACUUUAGCUUUGUCUUGGGUCGUCAUUCUUUUGUAACUGCUGAACCAUUUGUUGCAUUAUUUCUCCGAUUCAUUGUGUCGAUGUGAAACUGAGCGAUCACUAUUUGUAUUAAAUUUUGUACUCUGCAGUUAACCAUUUGCAUGUAUACGGUACGGCAUUGAAGAAGACAACACGAAAUUCAUGGUUGGUAUUAAAUAGUAUUGCAUAUUAUUUUCCUGUGGGCAAAAUGAUGAAACAAGCGGAGGCUUUUAGGAGCUACUAAAGCGACACCGAGGACUUUCUUCUUAUAUUCCAAUUGAAGCUUCUUCUUU